GUCGGGUUAGGAUCACAAUGCAAUCCUUGUUGUAUUUGGCCAUCCUUCUGAGCCUGGCAUCCCAGGCUGCUGUAGCCUGUCCAGGAAGAUGUCUUUGCUUUAGGACCACUGUUCGUUGCAUGUUUUUGCAGUUGGAUAACAUACCAGAGAACAUCCCAACUCGGACUACUAUCCUAGAUCUAAGGUUUAACCGCAUCAAGAAUAUAGUCCCGGGUGUUUUUAAAGGACUAAAGAAUCUUAAUACUCUAUUACUGAACAACAAUCAUUUAGAAAGUCUACCUGGCCAGGCAUUUGUGGGCCUAAGUAGUCUUAGAUAUCUAUAUUUAUACAAAAAUCAAAUAGAAACAAUAGACAGAUUUGCAUUCCAAGGUCUAGAAAAAGUGGAACAGGUAUACAUCCAUUUUAAUCGUAUAGAAGAAAUUCAACCAAAAACUUUUGCAAAUCUGCCAUCUAUACGACGAUUGUUUUUGCAUAAUAACAAAUUAAAGAGAUUACCCAAAGGAGUAUUCAACCAUGUUCCAUCUUUACGGAGGCUGCGUUUAGAUUCCAAUGCGUUAAUAUGCGAUUGUCGAAUGAUGUGGUUGGCACAGAUGUUACAGCACGACAUGCGUGGGAUGGAGACGGCAGCGACGUGUAUGGAACCUCGUACAAUGCAGGGGAAGUCACUCACCAGUGUCAGAAUGGAGGAGUUCCAUUGUAAGAAGCCUUUAUUGAAGAGGGAAGCCAAGAGUCGCAUCGAUGUGUCGUUUGGCAAGACAGCAUACUUCAAGUGUCAAGCAGAAGGGGACCCAGAUCCAGAAAUUAUCUGGUUUCAUAACAACAUCACCAUCCCUGUAGAAGAUCUGAAUGAAAAAUACAACGUCCUGGAUGACGGAACCUUGAUGAUCAAAAACCCUGAGAAGGCUGAUCAGGGCGUUUAUGAGUGUGUUGCUAAAAACGAUCUCGGUGAAGCGAAAAGCUUGGGUGUAGAACUAAGAUAUUUAGGUGAUGAUCCCGCCCCUCGUAUCCCUCCUGCCUUUACCAGGGCACCAACUGACGCAGUGGUCAAUGAAGGUGGCACUGUCACACUGGAGUGUUACGCGCAAGGUGCCCCGAGACCCACAAUAACUUGGAGCAAAAAUCGCGACACAAAUCUUAUUCGGAAUCCAAGGUUUACGGUUCUUCCGGAAGGGCCUCUAGUUAUCAGUAACAUCGAGUUUGAAGAUCGUGGGAUCUACUCCUGUGUUGCCAGAAAUGAAUUGGGGCUAAUUUCGGCGUCUGCUGGCGUUUUAGUUCAGAUACCACCAAGAUUUGUGGAGGUGCCCCAAGAUAUCGAUGUUGUAGAAGGACAGCCAGCUUCUUUACGUUGCCGAGCCCAUGGCUAUCCUCCGCCCAAUGUCCAGUGGAUCAAAGACAACAUCAUACAGCCUACAACAAGCCGUCAAUCAUUGGACGCCCUUGAAGGAGGAUCCCAGCUGUCUUUUAGGUACAUUCGUCGGAUUGCUGACAGGGGACAGUAUGAUUGUGUCGCUAGCAGUGAGGCUGGGACAGUCGUUGCUAGGGCUCAGUUGCGGGUUGUUGCUAGAGUUCCUCCAACUUUUACACUUCGGCCCCGAGACUCUGUUGCCUAUGCCCUAGAUGAGGUGCGUAUGCCGUGCCAGGUCCAAGGAGAACCGCAGCCAAACAUCAGAUGGUUCCUCGGCACAACUCCUCUUCAAGACUCUGACAAGUAUUCCUUCCAAGGAGGGGCGCUGAUUAUACAUAACCUGACCAGAAGGGACGAGGGGAGAUACGAGUGCCGAGCCAGCAAUGGGAUCGACACCAUACAGUCGAUAGCUGUCUUGAAAGUAAAAGAUACCAAUCAGGAGUACAUUGGUGACCGAUUUGUCAAUGAAUCCGUCCGAGCUGCGAUCAAAGAAGUCAACAAUGCAUUCGAUAAUACAUUGGCAGAACUGUAUGAUAAAGAACGAACAAGAUCGCCAUCUGAUCUCUUGACAAUCUUCCGAUUGCCCACACCGUCUGCUUUGGCUGUGACGAGAGCAGCAGAAAUAUUCGAACGGACGUUGGAGAAUGUUUUGCGUGCUGUUGCAGAGGGGGACAAAUACAAUGUGACACAUUCAGGUGCUCAGCUUUCCUACGACGAGAUUAUUUCACCGACCCACCUCCAGAUCAUUGCCAACCUCUCAGGUUGUCUCAAUCAUCGUCACGUCGUCGAAUGCACUGACAUGUGCUUCCAGGCACAAUAUCGCUCCCAUGACGGCACGUGUAAUAACCUACAGAAUCCAAUGUGGGGAGCGUCGCUGACUGCUCUACAGAGGAUGUUGAAGCCACGUUAUGAUAAUGGAAUCAGCACUCCCGCUGGUUGGAAUAAAAACAAACUCCACCAUGGCUACAAGCUCCCAAGUGCACGGUUAAUCUCCACCCAGCUUAUAGCUAGUAACAAAGUAAAUGAGGACGCUACACACACUCAUAUGCUCAUGCAAUGGGGACAGUUCCUGGACCACGAUAUUACUUUCACUCCAAUGGCCGUCAGUAAUGCGCGAUUCAGCGACGGCAGACACUGUAAUGAAACGUGCGAAAAUCAAUCGCCAUGUUUCCCGAUUGACGUUCCGUUGGGAGAUCCUCGCAUACAUCGAUUCAAGUGUUUAGGAUUUACGCGAUCGAGUUCAAUGUGCGGUACCGGAGUUACGUCAGGGUUUCUGCACCGUGUUGCAGCAAGACAGCAGCUUAAUCAAAUCACCUCUUUUAUCGACGCAUCAAACGUUUUCGGAAGUUCUGACGAGGAGGCAAAUAAUCUCAGAGAUUUAACAAAUGAGCGAGGAUUUUUAAAAGUUGGGAUUACCCCGCGUAACGGACGGAGUUUUUUGCCGUACAAUAUCAACGCCCCCGUUGACUGUCAAAUUGACCCUACCAGGGCUCAUAUCCCGUGUUUUAUAGCGGGAGAUCAUCGAGCCAAUGAACAGUUAGGAUUAUUGUCUCUGCACACGAUCUAUAUGCGGGAACAUAACCGUAUGGCGGAGGUCCUCUUACGCUACAACCCGCACUGGGAUGGUGAUCAUGUCUAUCAUGAAACAAGGAAAAUAAUUGGUGCAACCAUGCAGCAUAUUACAUACUCUCAGUGGCUGCCGAAAGUUCUGGGUGAACCCGGCAUGAAGAUGUUGGGUACUUACCAAGGUUACAACCCAAGUACAGACCCAUCUAUCCUGAACGUUUUUGCGACUGCAGCUUUCAGAUUCGGCCAUUCGUUAAUCCAACCAAUCAUUUAUAGAUUGGAUGAACAGUUCCAGCAGACAGAAUAUGGGAAUCUUCCCCUGCAUAAGGCAUUCUUUGCCCCCUACAGACUCGUCGAGGAAGGCGGGGUCGAUCCAAUAUUGCGUGGGCUCUUCCACAUUGGGAUGAAAAAACCUGAGCCAGAUCAUCUUCUGAACACUGAAUUAACGGAGCGCUUGUUUCGUCUCGCUCACGCUGUAGCCUUAGACUUGGCCGCCCUGAACAUUCAGCGGGGAAGGGAUCACGGGCUGCCAAGUUACAACUCAUUCAGGCAGUAUUGUAAUUUGACCAAAGCGCAGAGUUUCACCGACUUCAGAAGGGAAAUAAAAAACGUGGAUAUUCUGAGGAAGUUAAAGGAGUUGUAUGGUCACCCAGAUAAUGUUGACCUGUGGGUUGGAGGUUUGGUGGAGGAACCAAUACCUGGGUCGAGGUUAGGCCCAACGUUCAUGUGUAUCAUCGUAGACCAGUUCAAAAGGCUACGUGAUGGAGACCGAUUUUGGUACGAGAAUCCUGGUGUGUUUAGUGCCGCCCAGCUGACCCAGAUCAAACAGUCAACUCUCGCCCGUGUGAUAUGUGACAACAAUGACGGCACCCUUGAAAACAUUCAGAACGACGUGUUUUUGAAGGUCAGCUAUCCUCAUGGUUACACAGGGUGUGUGAAUGUCCCCAAAAUGGACCUAAAAGUCUGGACUGAUUGCUGUCGAGACUGCAGCAGAAACAAGGACGUCUCCACAUUGACCAAUCAGCUGAGACAGAGACGCUCAACUGAGUUCAGUUACCCUCAGGACAGACCACAGGAACACAAAGCUGCGCCGGAGACUGUUGUCGAUCAGCCAGAUACUGGGCGGUCUCAUGGGUCAACCAAGGACACGAUGGGAGAAAUGGAUGCCAUGGACGUACGGAUGGAAGGUGUUGAGAGCGAAGUUGAACGAUUGAAUCAAUUUGUUGGAAAACUAAUGAGAAAGGUUCGGCGACUAGAGAAGCAACUUGGUGGGGAGAAGUCCUACUGUACUGAUGAACAGGGUCUCAGACGGCAACACAAAGAGAUUUGGAAGGAAGACGAAUGCAAAACAUGCAAAUGUAAAUAUUCAAAGGUGCGAUGUGAAGAAGAACAGUGCCCGUGGGUGGAUUGUGAAAUUCCAAGACUCAUCCAUGGACAGUGCUGUCCUGUCUGCUGAACGCUUUGUUACUCAUUUGGCUCAAAAAAAUAUCACUGCCAUAAUCAUGACGAUUCCCUAGUUUUGUCCAGUUCAACAAAAGUAUGGGGACAGACGGCAGUAACUGUCCAAGACUCAGGACUGGGAUUGGAGUAGUUGGGUAUGCCCUCCAGCUGCAACUCUGGUUUGGCAACUGAAAGAAGGCAAUUUUUCAUUCCCAUGAACACAUGAAGUUAAUCAUGAGAAUGAAAAAUGAUCGGCUCUGAUUUCAGAUAUCCGUUUCAUACACGAUGACGGAUUUCCUCAAUGCAGAGAGCUGUCCAACGCACAUAUUUGUUCAAGAAGGAGUUGGUUAAAAAUGCUAGCUGUAUGCUUCAUAUUCUUCCUCUGCUCUUCAUUUGUGGUGGAAUAAUUCUCCAAGGAGCAUUGCACCUUCACUGGAACACCCUGAUUCCAUUUUUUUAUGUCCCUUAUUGUACAGUAUUGGUGGUUUUUGUGUGGCCUAUGAUUCGUCUUUGGCCAGACGGCUGGUAAAUCAUAGGAACUGACAAAGGAUGUUUUUGCAGUGUAAGGUCAAAAUAAAGGCACCUCAGCCCAAGCACUAGAAGUGUACUGUUGGUUGCAGUGGUGUCGGACUUCCUCUUGGAUCAGAAACUUGUGGGCUAAAAUCAUUAUGUCUUCUGAUGAACACGGAAAAAGCUAUGUCCUAUGUGAUUUAGUUAAAACGGAUGGUCAAGUGUUUUAUAGACAAUUGAAACAAUUAUUAAGGUUCAGGCUGAUGUGCAGUUCAACCUUUAAAUUCUACUUAAAAUGCUCAACAACUAACUUCAUCUUAUACAGAAGGAAAACGUUCUCCACGAGGAUAUGUUUUAUGAAAAUGUUGCCAUUGAAUGUUAACAUUGAAUAUGCUCAAUGUAUAAUUUUAUAUGACUCCUGUAUUGUAUAUGACAUGAAAUGAUCAAAAGAUAUAACUGUAUGUGCUGAACUAAUAAUUUGGAGGCAUCUUGCCUGAAUAACUAAACGGGUUGUUGGGAGUAAAGAUAGAAUUUCACAGGGAAGAAAUGAGUUAGCACUGUGAUUUGGAAUUGGACUCUAAAAUUAUGUUAUAUUUGUAGUCGUUAUACCACGAGAAAGUGAUUGUCUUUAUAUGAUGUUGUCUAUGUAGAUUUAUUAAUAUGUAUCCUAUGAGUGGGCCCCUAAGUGGGCCUAGAAUAGAUUUUAGAUUAUUUUAUUGUAAUACUCAUUUAAUUGUAAAUAGCAUUAUUUAAUUACUAAUAUCAUCACUAUUAUUUGAUAAUAGGGUAAGAAAUGAAGACCCGGUGCAAAAAGGGUCAGGUCACAUUUUGAUAAGAAUUAAGGGACUCUCUCUUUCAAAAACCACAAGGUGUUAUUUGCAUCCUCUUAAAGUUUACUCCAUCUCAACCAAAAACGUUUGUGUUCUUGUGUGUGAAGUGUAUCACCAAUCAUUUUCCAUUCUAAUAAUUGUAGUGGAAAUGGCUCUUGGUCAUUUUAUCAAAAUGAAGAAGUAAUAACCCCUCAAGACCCUAAGCAAAUGUUGCCAGUUUCUUACUUGUACAAAAAUAUUGUUUAACAAGAAUAUACAUAUGUACAUUUCA
Messenger RNA from Lineus longissimus, 6022 nucleotides. RefSeq names its product peroxidasin-like. The transcript is spliced from 20 exons. The record is from RefSeq and is a predicted model, not a curated record. Lineage: Eukaryota; Metazoa; Nemertea; Pilidiophora; Heteronemertea; Lineidae. Gene Ontology annotation, molecular function: peroxidase activity; protein binding; heme binding. The coding region runs from base 18 to 4427 and encodes 1469 amino acids. Gene Ontology annotation, biological process: response to oxidative stress.